AUGGGAACCACUCAGUUAAAGAUGCUGAAACUUUUGCUUUUAUUCACCUUAACGGGGAUAUGCACUGCUCAAAACGACAUCACGUUAUCAGUGUUCACGGUGACCUCCAAGAGUAUGACGGUGCAGUGGAGCGGCCAGGCCGGUGCCAGCUCUUACAAGGUCACAGCCACACCCAAGAACUCUCCAGAGCAGCCCGUCUUUGCUCAGUUCAGCGGCAACACAGUGAUGGGCUCAGUCAACUCCCUGUCGCCAAACACACUGUACACCAUGCAGUUAGAGGCCAUGGACAAUGCUCUCAAUGUCCUGAGCAGCGCCGAGACCGAGGAGACCACAGCUCCUGAAGUGCCCAGCAUUGAGCAAGUCUACUCCAAAAACAGCGACAGCAUCACUGUUGAGUUUACAGAGGUUUCCGGGGCAACCAGCUACAUCCUGAGGGCAGAGUCAAAGAUGGGUGAUUUUUUCUUUGAGACCAACGUGACCGACUCUCCGGGAACCGUGGUGCAGCUCCAGCCUUACACAGAUUACAUUUUGAGCGUCAUGUCCGUCAAUUCAGGGGGGAGGAGCCAGCCCUCGUACCCCACCGAGGCCAGGACAGUUGUAACGGCACCCAAGUUGAACACAACCUCCCCCAGCAACAGCACCAUCCUUGUGACCUGGGCGCCGGUAACGCACAGCAUCCUCUACACGCUGUGCAUCAUUAGGGAGAGCUCCAGCACUCGCCUUAAACUGAACACCACCGACACCUCUGUGACGUUUGACAACCUGGAAGCAGGAACUACAUACUGUAUCAAGGGGACUGCAUGGGACUCAGAGGGACGCACCGGUGACGACCUCACCAUCUGCCAGAUCACACGCCCUUCAACUCCAGAUGUGACCCAAAUCCAGGUGACUCAAGGUCGUUCCCGUGGGGUUGCUGUCUACUGGGCUUCAGUUCAGAGUGCAAGGAGCUACAUCGCCUGGACCUCGAAUGGGCAGAACUGCUCCACAGAUAGCAUUUAUUGUUACAUCUUACCUGUAGAGUGUGGCCAGAACCAGUCUGUGUCUGUCACGGCCUACAAUGGUGCUGGUCCCAGCACGCCCUCGCAGCCAGCUGAAUAUUUAACAUAUCCAUGUCCUACAGCGAACAUCUGGGUGGAGGAGCCGGCAGCGGGUAACUGCUCUGUGGUGUGGGACAGAGUGUCCCUGGUGGAGUACUACGUGGCUUUCAUAAAGAGAGACGAUGGGACCGAGAAGUUGUGCAACACCACUGAAACCACCUGCCCGUUUUUCUGCAUGUGCGGCUACACGUACCUCACCAGCGUAUUCCCCUACAACCAGGCCGGCACCAGCCAGGAUGCACAUGUCCGCAAGUACACUACCAUUCCAUGUUGUCCACAGGACGUCACAGUGAACCUGGUUUCUACGGAGACCCUGGAGGUCAUGUGGUCGCCGGUCAAAGGGGCAGAAGUGUACGAGACCACCGCUGCACAGACCGACGACAUCAUCCACUGCAACGACACGUCACCAGUGUGUGCGCUCUCAGAUCUGAGAUGCAACACGGCCUAUUCUGUCACAGUGACACCCUGCAGCGAGCUAAGAGGAUGCAACCGCACCUGCACACCACACACACAAGAGACAGCUCCUUGUGCUCCGGAGAUCCUGAACAUGACGCAGAGCAGCAACUCCACGUACAAAGUCCUCAUUACCACUCCCAACUCCGGCAAUACAAACUAUACCAUCGCCGCCACCGGACGCUACGACAGACACACGUGCCAGUCGAGAACCGACUCCUGCGAGCUAACACAGCUGCCCUGCGGCUCCACCUAUGAGGUCACAGCAGUGGCCGCCACAGCAGCGGGGAAAAGCCUGCCUGGAUUCAGCAAAGCUUUGGAAACAGGUCCCUGCUGCCCGGAUUCUAUGAACGUGUCUCAGGUCACUCAGGCCAUGACCAACGUAACCUGGUCACCUGGCAGCGGCGCUCGCUCCUACAUCACCACCCUGAUGUCACCACGAGGACACGCCAAAUGCCACACGCUGGACGCCCACUGCCUGAUGGGCUGCAUCACCUGCGGCACCAACUACAGCGUCCAUUUGGAGGCCAUCAGCAGCACGGGACACAAGUCUGAGUGCAAAUAUCAUGGAUUUUCAUCCAGUGCCUGCUGUCCAACAGGUGUCAAGCUCUACCGUCGGACCAACAAUUCGCUCAGGGUGUACUGGCGUACAUCGGGCCCUCAAGCCCAUAACCACACAGUGGAGCUGUACGGGAACGGGACAGGAGCCAAUUACCUGUGCAUCGCGGCUGCAGGCAGCAUGUACUGCGACAUCCAGGAGGAAAGGUGUGGGGACGUCUACACAGUCGUUGCAGCACCAGUGGGACAAGAUGGAGUCAAAGUCACCUUCUGCCAGCCCAGGAAAUACUCAGUUCCCUGCCCAAGCAAUGCUGGUAUGGGCAUUUCUCGUGGAAGACGAAGCGUGAAGUAAAUUUGGGACGUCCACCACCGUCACAGAGACGAGGACGUCUGACUGUGUUUACACCAGCCCAAACUGUAAAGCCCCAUCAAAUAAAUUACUAACAGCUUAGGGAUGUGUUGAAGUUAAAGCAAGGGAAAAAACUUUUUUAUAAGUCAAAUAAAAUGAGGAUGAUGAAACCAAAGCCAUAAACUAUAAAGUAAAAAAUAAAGCUUUGGAGGUCAUUAACUGUGAGCAUUUAUUCAUCACAUUUUUCUUCUGGCUGCUUCAGAGAGAUAGCAUUUUUAAUUUUUACUCAUUGAAGAUGCCACUUGAUAUAAUAACAUGCAGUCAUGUGUUUAAAAAAAUAAAAGCAGCUAAACUUGAAAGAACAAGUUCCUUCACAAAAAGUUGAGGCAUGUGUUGUAAAUGCAAAGAGUAUAACUUUGGUUUUUCUCAGAAAUGAGUCGCACAUUUUCACGGUUGAAGCAACUGAAAGGUGAAACAUUGAUGAAAUUAUACUUUAGCUCCUCUCCAAGUAGAAGACCUCCAUAUGGCUGCAGUAUGACAUGUCUCCUGCUGUUACAGUACGAGGGAAAGCAGGACAGCGGGUAUCGAUCUCAUCCACCUGGAGUCAUGCAUGCCAAGUCCUGUGGAUGAUACAUCUGAUCAUACUGCUGGAGACAUAUUCAGUGUUGCCUCUGCUUUCACUGGAGAUGUUUGCUCCCAUUUGACAGCUG
Cololabis saira (Pacific saury) is the source of this 3167-nucleotide messenger RNA. It is a transcript of the gene fndc7a, whose product is annotated as fibronectin type III domain containing 7a. The coding region runs from base 1 to 2460 and encodes 819 amino acids. The transcript has 14 exons. Gene Ontology annotation, molecular function: protein binding. Lineage: Eukaryota; Metazoa; Chordata; Actinopteri; Beloniformes; Belonidae. The record is from RefSeq and is a predicted model, not a curated record.